AUGACUUCCACUCUGCAACCCAAACAAACUCCAACAUCGGAUUUUGAUAGUUUACAGAAUAAGGUCGUUCAUAAAGCCAAUAUUGAGAUCAGUGCUGCAUCAACUCCAACUCCCACAAUCGAUAUAAACUCUAUUGAUGCAUCCACUCCAACCCUUCGUCAACCACCAGUGUUUAAAGGAACAGUGAAUCUGUUGGAUAGACUGGAUUCUCAACGAUCUAAACGACGAGAAGCGAUCGAGCAUGCUAAACAGGCACAGAAAUUACUCGAUGCACAACGGAAAAGUAAACCGCUAAGUCAACGCACUCCAAUGGAUUUCAUCAACCAGGAUGAAAAUACUCGGGAUAGAGAAAAACUGGUCAAGGAGGCUUUUUCAGGUGGAUACUGGAAAGAUUUACGUGAAGUCUCGAGAAAAGGUGCCAAACUAUGGGAAGCACCUGAAAAAAUCCGAUCUGGACAGUAUUCCCAUCUAGUACCCAACGUGUCUGGAACAUUGAUGAAUGGCGAAAAAACGGACAUCAUGUCCUAUGUAUCAAGGCAUAAAGUCACCUUGGUAGUGUUUUUCUUUAAUGCUUUUGGCGAGCAACAAACACGAUCGUUUGUCAACCCUUUUAUGCAGGAAUUCAAAACUCACUCUGAUAUAGAUCUGUUGAUUGUCAAUGUAGAGGAAAAGCUUUUCAGAGCACCCGUGCUAUGGCUUUCGCGACCCUAUGUCAAAUGGAAUGUUCCAAAAGAAUUACGACAAAGAUAUAUGAUUCAUUAUGGCGAUAUGAAAGAUAAACGAACAGAGUGUGGUAUGGUAAAUACUGUUCUUGGAUGGGUGAAUUUAGUCGAUUCUUCUGGAAAAAUUCGAUGGCAGGCACAUGGUGAAGCCACACCCAAAGAACUUGCAGCAGUCUCAAAUCUGGCUAAAACCAUGCUACACAUUUUGUAA
This is a messenger RNA of Batrachochytrium dendrobatidis JAM81, 933 nucleotides long. RefSeq lists its product as uncharacterized. Gene Ontology annotation, cellular component: mitochondrial inner membrane. NCBI's taxonomy places the organism in Eukaryota, Fungi, Chytridiomycota, Chytridiomycetes, Rhizophydiales. The transcript is spliced from 4 exons. Gene Ontology annotation, biological process: mitochondrial proton-transporting ATP synthase complex assembly. The coding region runs from base 1 to 933 and encodes 310 amino acids. The record is from RefSeq and is a predicted model, not a curated record.